CACUUCCUUGUGGGCAGUUCCAAAACAAAAAACGCUAAGGGGUAAGCACUCCAUAAGGUGUACUAAAUUCAUGGAUCAGUAGGAUCGAUGUUGAUAUAUUGACCUACAGAAGUUGCCAAGGACCGGGACAUAACCAGAGCACACCUUGACAAUACAUUAAACGGAAACUAAGAUGGCUUCGACUCUGGCCAACAGAGCAAUGGGAGCCAUUGUGGGAUCAGCUGUUGCAGAUGCAGCAGCGCAGCCUCUCCACUGGGUGUACGACCUCCAGAAGUUGCAGGGGAUUCUGGCUGAGAAUCCGAAUCCCGAAUUCCGCUCUGAGUCUGCCAACCCUUUCUACAGGAGGCAGACGGGCCAGCAGAGCUGCUAUGGAGACCAGGCAUUUGUCCUGCUGGAGUCCCUGUCUGAAUGUGAUGGUCUAAAUGUUGACGACCUAAAGCAGCGCAUGCUGAAAUUCUUUGGACCAGGAUCAGAGUACGACACCCCUGUGAAUGAUCCCUACAGGGAGAAAGGCGGACCAAGACCUCAGCUGCCCAUCGAGGGACCAUGGAGACAGGCAAGUUUGAAGAGCUUCUUGAAGAAUGUGGACGCAGGGAAAGAGGAGACAGGCUGUGAGAAUGACUGUCAGAUUGAUGGAAUAGCCAAAAUGGCUCCUAUCGUGGCUUUUUACGCUGGAAAGCCUGACAUGCUGGAAAUGGUUGAACAGGCCACCCGUGUCACCCAGAACAAUGAUGCAUGUGUGGCAGAGACUCUGGCAGCAGCAAGGUUUUUGGAGCAUUUCAUCCUGAAUGGUCCUGAUCCCAAAGCCUUAGAUGUGGUGCUCAACCAGCUCAGUGACCCAAACAGAAAGCAGCCCCAGGAUCUGGACAAAGCAGUCAUUGGGCACAUUCAUCAGGUGAAGGAGAAUUUAUCCAAGACUCCUAAGGAGGUGAUCCCCACUGUGUUUCCAAACACAUGAGGUUUGCCAGGUGCGUUCCAAGCAGCGCUGCACGGAGUCCUGACAGCCAAGCACUAUGAGAUGGCUAUCAGAGACACCAUGAGCUGCGGGGGAUGCACCUGUAGCAGGGGAUCCUUUAUUGGAGCGUGUCUUGGAGCUCAGGUGGGACUCGAAGGAAUCCCAACUUCCUGGGCAUCCAAAACCCUGCGAUACAACUCGGUGUUGGAGCAUGCCAAGAAGAUAACCAAACACCACCAGUAGUCUUCUGGAAUCGUGAUGGGAUUUUAAAAUGUGACGUGGCCGAGAACAUCAUGAAAAACUGUUGGGCUUUCUCAGAGCAGUGUAUGAAGGUUCCUGUCUAAACUUUUUCAUGGCUGGAACUGGAUGUUUUUGUCUCUGUUUAAGUUUUACAUGUUGGUUCAGAUGUUCUCUGAUUGAGAUGUACAGCAAUAAAGUGAAUAAAAAAAAGGCGUGAUCAAGAA
Mugil cephalus (flathead mullet) is the source of this 1419-nucleotide messenger RNA. Its product is annotated as crystallin J1A-like. The transcript is spliced from 10 exons. Lineage: Eukaryota; Metazoa; Chordata; Actinopteri; Mugiliformes; Mugilidae. The record is from RefSeq and is a predicted model, not a curated record.